GGACUUUAAACUUCCGGUUUAAAAUGGCAGCCAAAAUUUUUCGGCGAUUUGGUCGGGCAUCCUUUCCUGCCUUGAUCCAGCGUAGUUUCCACUCAACACGACCAGUGGCAGGGACGAUGCUGACAGUAAGGGAUGCCCUGAAUGCUGCUAUAGAUGAGGAGAUGGAGAGAGAAGAGAAGGUCUUCCUACUAGGAGAAGAAGUCGCUCAAUAUGAUGGGGCAUACAAGGUCAGUCGUGGAUUGUGGAAGAAAUGGGGAGACAAGAGAGUCAUUGACACACCAAUCACGGAGAUGGGAUUUGCAGGACUGGCAGUUGGUGCAGCAAUGGCUGGACUUCGACCAAUUUGUGAAUUCAUGACGUUCAAUUUCUCUAUGCAAGCCAUUGAUCAUGUCAUCAACUCUGCGGCAAAGACUUACUACAUGUCUGCUGGCGAGGUACCUGUGCCCAUAGUAUUCAGGGGUCCCAAUGGUUCAGCAGCUGGUGUUGCAGCACAGCACUCCCAGUGUUUUGCAGCAUGGUACAGCCAUUGUCCAGGCCUCAAGGUCAUUUCUCCCUACAGUUCUGAAGAUUGCAAAGGUUUGCUGAAGUCAGCAAUACGUGACAAUAAUCCAGUGGUAUUCCUUGAGAAUGAGCUGAUGUAUGGAACAGCAUUUGACAUGUCUGAUGAAGCCAUGUCCAAAGAUUUUACCAUCCCUAUUGGAAAAGCUAAAAUAGAAAAAGAAGGUAAUCAUAUAACAAUAGUCAGCCAUUCACGAUACGUGGGAAUCAGUUUAGAUGCAGCUAAAGAACUCGAACAAGCCGGAAUAAAUGCUGAGGUGAUUAAUCUACGAACUGUCCGUCCUCUGGAUGAAGAAUCAAUUGUGAAGUCAGUCAUGAAAACUAAUAACCUCAUCACAGUUGAAGGUGGCUGGCCCCAGUGUGGGAUUGGAUCAGAGAUCUGUGCAAGAAUUAUUGAAAGUCCAGCAUUCAACUAUCUGGACUCCCCAGUUGUCAGGGUAACAGGGGCGGAUGUCCCCAUGCCCUAUGCUAAGACUCUUGAAUUAAAUGCUGUACCACAGGCCCAUAAUAUAGUGAACACUGUCAAGAAAGUAUUAAAUGUACAAUAACAGACCAUGCAUUUAUUAUAAUGUAUUCUUUCUAAUAAGCGCACAGAUUCCAAAUUGAAAUUUAAAAGGGUAAAAUAUUGAAAGAUCACGCUUGCAAAAAAUAAUCUUUUUAGUUGUUAUUACUAAGGUUUAUUUUCUGUACUGCUCCUGUAUUUAUUAAAUAUAAUCAUCAAUUGAUA
Molecule: messenger RNA, 1285 nt
Organism: Owenia fusiformis
Lineage: Eukaryota; Metazoa; Annelida; Polychaeta; Sabellida; Oweniidae
Source: the annotation of a GenBank genome assembly